Lachancea thermotolerans CBS 6340 is the source of this 1536-nucleotide messenger RNA. It is a transcript of the gene NOP58, whose product is annotated as RNA-processing protein NOP58. Gene Ontology annotation, cellular component: small-subunit processome; box C/D methylation guide snoRNP complex. Gene Ontology annotation, molecular function: snoRNA binding. Bases 1 to 1536 code for a protein of 511 amino acids. The transcript has a single exon. Lineage: Eukaryota; Fungi; Ascomycota; Saccharomycetes; Saccharomycetales; Saccharomycetaceae. The record is from RefSeq and is a predicted model, not a curated record.
AUGGCUUACGUGUUAACAGAGACUUCGGCCGGUUACGCGCUGUUAAAGGCGUCGGACAAGAAGAUCUACAAGUCAUCUUCGCUGAUCCAGGACCUCAACACUUCAGACAAGGUGCUGAAGCAGUUCAAGGUUGCUGCCUUCUCGAAGUUCGGCUCCGCUGCUGAGGCGUUAGAGGAGGCCAACUCUAUCGUUGAGGGUAAGGUCUCAAGUCAGCUACAGAAGCUGCUUGACGAGAGCAAGGCCGACAAGAAGGCUACUCUGGUGGUCAGUGAAACCAAGCUUGCUAACGCCAUCAACAAGCUAGGCCUCAACUUCAACGUCGUCUCCGACGCCGUGACCCUCGACAUUUUCAGAGCUGUGAAAGAGCAUUUGCCUGAGUUGCUGCCUGGCUUGUCAGACAAUGACUUGUCCAAGAUGUCUCUUGGUCUAGCGCACUCCAUUGGCCGUCACAAGCUGAAGUUCUCCGCCGACAAGGUCGAUGUCAUGAUUAUCCAGGCCAUCGCGUUGCUAGAUGACUUGGACAAGGAGCUCAACACUUAUGCUAUGAGAUGCAAGGAAUGGUACGGCUGGCACUUCCCAGAACUCGCCAAGAUUGUGACUGACUCUGUCGCGUUUGCCAGAAUCAUCUUGACCAUGGGCGUCAGAUCUAACGCCGCUGAGACAGACCUGAGCGAGAUCUUACCUGAAGAGAUUGAGGAGCGUGUCAAGGCUGCUGCCGAGAUCUCCAUGGGUACUGAGAUCACUCCUACAGACUUGGAAAACAUCAAGGCUCUAGCGACUCAGAUUACAGAGUUUGCUGCGUACAGGGAGCAAUUGUCGAACUACUUGUCCGCCAGAAUGAAGGCUAUUGCCCCCAACUUGACCCAACUAGUAGGCGAAUUGGUUGGUGCUAGACUGAUUGCCCACGCUGGCUCUCUGAUUUCUUUGGCCAAGUCUCCUGCCUCUACCAUCCAAAUCUUGGGUGCUGAGAAAGCUUUGUUCAGAGCUUUGAAGACUAAGCAUGACACUCCAAAGUACGGUUUGCUGUACCAUGCUUCUCUAGUUGGUCAAGCUACGGGUAAAAACAAGGGUAAAAUCGCCAGAGUGUUGGCCGCGAAGGCUGCCGUGUCUCUGCGUUAUGACGCCCUAGCUGAAGACAGGGACGACUCAGGUGACGUGGGUUUGGAGGCUAGAUCCAAGGUUGAGAGCAGGUUGUCUCAGUUGGAGGGCAGAGAUCUGAGAACCACUCCAAAGGUUGUUCGUGAGGCUAAGAAGGUCGAGAUUACUGAAGCCAGAGCUUACAACGCUGAUGCGGACACUGCCACCGAGGCUGCUCCUGCCGCCGAUUCUGACGACGAAGAGUCCGAGGCUGAAGAAAAGGCCGAGAAGAAGGACAAGAAGAAGGAGAAGAAGGACAAGAAGGACAAGAAGAGAAAGAGAGAAGAGGACUCAGAAGAAAAGGACGCUAAGAAGUCUAAGAAGGACAAGAAAGAGAAGAAAGAAAAGAAGGAGAAGAAGGAGAAGAAGGACAAAAAGUCCAAGAAAGACAAGAACUAA